Myripristis murdjan (pinecone soldierfish) is the source of this 5374-nucleotide messenger RNA. It is a transcript of the gene atxn7, whose product is annotated as ataxin 7. Lineage: Eukaryota; Metazoa; Chordata; Actinopteri; Holocentriformes; Holocentridae. Bases 255 to 3128 code for a protein of 957 amino acids. The transcript is spliced from 13 exons. The record is from RefSeq and is a predicted model, not a curated record.
CAGACAUGGAAGCACCAGGUGAAGACCUCCACAGCCACUGAGCACUGCAUUCGCUCUUUUUCACGAUCUUCUUUCUUCUUUACCCACCGCAUCCAGCAGAUUCGUGUCUGUCUGGUGUCACUUUUGCAUCCACAGCGCCCAGAGCCUCGAUUCCCUCUCCAGCUUGUGUGGCAGCCAGUGAUCACCCAAACUGAUGAGGAUCGGCUGAUUGAGUUAAAACAGGUUUCCUUUAUCACAGUUGACAAGCGGAAAGAAUGUCGGAAAGGGCCGAGGAUGACGUCAGGGGGGAGCAGCGCCGAGCGGCCAGGCAGCAGCUGAAGCAGCAGCAGAUCCAGCGGGGAGAAGGCUCCACAGCAAUGGCGACUGUUGCGGAGCGGAGAUCCCUGCCUAGUCCAGAAAUAAUGCUGGGACAGCCUUGGAGCAACUGGGUCGACGCUGCCAAACUCCACGGCAACGACGGUGCUGAAUCGGAGGAAAGUUUCAAAGACUUCGGGAAAAAUCGAGAAGCCAUGCGUUUGUGCAGAGAAGACAUGCCUAUAUUUGGCCAGUGUCCCGCACAGGACGACUUCUACCUGGUGAUGUGCAGCCUCUGCAGUCAGGUAGUCAAGCCCCAGGCCUUUCAAGCACACUAUGAGAGAAGACACAGUUCGGCCAGCAAGCCAACCUCCACCUCGCCCUUCCCUCUGUCGAGCCGGAACCGGAGCAGUGGCAGUGGGCUUGGGGCCGGGCCCGGGUUGGGCUCGGGGUCUGGGUCCGGAGUUGCGACUGGAGGGAUCCCUGGCCGACCCUCCACUGCCGGAUCCAGCAUCUCCUCCUCUUCCACCUCCUCCUCUUCCAAUUCCAAACUCCUCAAACCAGCCAAAGAGAAGCUGCCAAGCAUUCAGAGAAGACCCCACUUCCCCCCUUUCAGGGUGCUGCAGCCAGACAAGAUCCUCACCCCAGCUGUCAAGGUGGAGAAGAUUCAUCUGAAGGUGGAUCCAUCAGCAAAGUUGGCGCAGGCCCCCUCUGCCCUUGCAGCCUCCUCAUCCUCGUCGUCCUCCUCCACUUCCACCUCUAGCACCACUGUGAGCUCCAACACUACCACUGUCACCGCCUCCUCCUCCUCAUCAGCCCUUAAGCCAGGCCUUAACUGUCCCUCCAUACCAAAGCCUCCCUUACUGGCCCCCGGCCAGAUUCCCAAUGGCAAGGGCCACCUGUCGGUCCUCUCAGACAAGAAGCAGGACAGCAGCAGCAGCAGCAGCAGUGCCAGUAGCAGACGCCACCUCUACAAGAGACUGUCAGAACGCGAGUUCAAUCCAGAUAUCCACUGUGGUGUUGUGGAUGUGACAGCUCGGAAACCAUGCACAAGAUCCCUAACAUGCAAGACACAUUCCUUAAGCCAGCGGAGGGCGGUUCCAGGGCGAAGGAAGCGCUUUGACACAUUGCUGGCAGAGCACAAGAGUAGAACCAGGGAGCGGGAGAGGGAACUCCACACACCGCAUUCCCAGCAGACCCCCCCUCUCAGGGAUCCCCACCCUUCUUCCCGCCUUGCCAGUGCCCAUGACCCCCACCAAGUGGCCCAUGGAAAUGGCCCUGCCCCAGAUGCCACUAAGCCUUUGCCGCUUGGCAAACCCAAACUUCACAACUCUGGUCUUCCUCGACUAAACAGCAGUCACGGAGGUGGGAGCACCCCCGGAGACCCUGCGGUAGUCCAUGAGUCUCCACACCAUCCACCAACCGCCCCUGAAGGCUUUUCGCGGCCCUCCAGUGAUGAGGGAGAGAAUGAGGAGCGGGAGGAGAAUGCUGACAAACUGGACUGUCACUAUUCAGGUUAUCACCCUCGACCGGCAGCUUACUGUACUUUUGGAAGUCGACUGUUUGGGAGAGGCUGCUACUCCUUUGACCGGCGUUGGGAUCGAAUGCGAUGUGCACUAACUGCCAUGAUGGACAAGCAUGUCAACUCUCAAAUGUGGAAGAAAAUCCCUUUGGCCUUGGAGAACUCCUCUUCUGUUGCAUCUGCCCAUAGGACAAGCACAAACUCUCAUGGUAGCACGCCCUCCACGGGCUUCUUAAGCCCCCCUGCCACCUUGCCCCAGCCUCCGUACAGCCAAUCCUAUGAGGGCAAGUCAGUGCUCUCCUAUGGGACCACCUUAAAUGCCCGCAGCUCCCCACAGGGCGGGGCUGAGCACCCGGCCUAUGGCACCACGCAGGCCCGACAAGUGUCUUCGUCGCCGCAGAUGCCUUCAGCCCACUCCUCCUCCUCCUCUUCUUCCUCAGCUCCUUCCCUAGCCUCAGGCCGGGCGCUUAAGUCCCGUUCCUCCAGCAGCAGCACUACCAAGUCGUCGUCGUCAUCAUCCUUCAGGCCUAAGGAGAUCUCCCCUGGCUCCUCCACACCUGUCAUCCCCAACUCGACCAGUGGGGGCAGCAGUGGGGCCAACAACAACAGUAGCAGCACUAGCUUCAGCUCGGGGAAGAAGAGGAAGAACAGCUCUGUCCUCUCCUCAUCCCAUGGUUCCACUGAAUCCUCUUCAUCAAAUGCCAACUAUUCUUCCUCCUCCUCCUCUUUCAAGAAGAACUGUGCAAAUGUCGGCAGCUCAGGGAGCACCUACCACCACAGCUCACUAGGCCCCUCGUCCUCAUCAUCAUCAUCCCUGUCCUCGCACAGUGGGGUCCACAGCGUGGGGCUGAACUGUGGGCCCACGGUGCGGACCAACUCCCUCAGCCUCAAGGCUGAGUCAUCUGGAGGGUCGGCAGGCGGCUCCUCAGGGCCCACAGCACGAGGCCCUCCAUCUGGUAGCCCUGCAGAGUCCAUCAAGCGCAUGAGUGUGGUGAUGAACAGCAGUGACUCCACCCUCUCCCUGGGGCCCUUUGUGCAUCACCAGUCCUCCUCCUCAUCUGAUCACCAUGCCAGCUUCAGCCACCACUCCUCUGAUGGGCGUUUAGAGGGUAAGAAGCGCAAAAGCUCCCCUGCCUCCAGUGGUGGUGGAGCAACAGGGCUGGGGGGAGGAGGAGGACCAGGACCAGGCAGGCCCAAGGUGGCCAAGUCACCUUCCAUUAACAACAUCCAUGGGAAGCAUGGGCGCAGCAUUCCAGGGACCCCAGGGCUUCCCAACAACUCCCAUUUACAUCAGCCAAAGGCCCGUCCCUGACAGCGGUGUCCGGUUUCUGUGUAUGGAACCGGCAGGCGGAUGGGGAAGAGGAGGGGGCAGCCCCCAUACUGCUCCAGACUGCACGAGGCCUUCGAAAAUCAAACCCACAUUACUCUCAGCUUCCCACAAUGCUCAGGGUGGAGAUGAUCUGGACAGCCCAGUGACAUCAACGUUGUUAUGGUCCUUAAACUAUUUUUCCCAAAGCCAUGUGUGUGUGCAUGUGUGUGUGCAUGUGUGUUUGGGGGGGGGUUGCAGCUGAAGCACCAUUUGGGGAAAUGGCAGGUGUUGGAGUGUCAGGGGUCUAAUGGAGUAAGCCAGUAACCCCACCCCCUUCCCCCAGUAAGUGUCAUCCCAAUGUUCUGAGAGGUCUUCCUGUCUGGUUUGAAGGAGGAGAAGCAGCAGCCGUGGGUCAUGUGACCUGCGGUUCAAAGCUUAAAGGGUUCAGGUUAAGGGCUGCCAUAACAAGCCGUCAUGAUGCUGAGCAAGUGGGGAGACAACAAGCAAAAUCUCUUCCGUGUGUGUGCGUGUAGAGAGUGUGUGUGUGCGCAUGUAUGACUAUUUUUCUCAUGUCAGAUUCUGCUGGACUACUGGAAUUUUCAACUUAUUUACACCCCCAGCGCCUGAUCUCAGAAGCCUUGGAAGGAGAGAGCAGGAGAAGGAGCAAACUGUUAGUUCCAACACCUUAAACAAUACACAAUCACCUUGUUGUUUCACUUUUCACUAUUCAUUAGUUUCGACUUCUCUUAGUGACACAUUAACCUCAGGUUACAUGCAGUAGCCCGAGAUGAGUCGGUAGGGACGAAUCUAGUCAGUUCUUUGUUACCCAAAAUAAUUAUGCAAGUGUUACCUUUUUUAUGUUUUCUUACAAGCUUUUUACACUGAACUACAAAGAGUCUUUGUAGAUGUGGCGAAGACAGUCGAUUGUGCUUGCAAAUGUGAAACGGACGCCUGAUGUGCCCAUUCAAUUGAAUCUUUUGUCAUAGAGAUAGCUUGGUCUUUAGGACACCUGUUUAUUUCAUGAAUCUUUUCAUUGUGCAAAAGGAUAGCCACAGUAGACUACCCCCAACUGUGAACAGCACUAGAUAACUACUUGCACCACAGGCAGUACGUAGUUGCCCACAAAGCCAGCCAAAGGCCGCUAUUAGCUUCGCUAUCCUAUUUAAUUUUUUUUUUUUUUUUUUUUUAAACUAAAGGUUGUGCAGUCUUGCCCGUGAAGUGGUGAUGGUGCACUGCCUCUGUGUGGAGAGGCAAGAACUGUGCAAACAAAAGUGGUUGGUGUCCCAGCUUGUUCUCUGACACUCUGAGAAUUGUCAUCUUGUUUAUACCCUUUUGGCUUUUUGAAAUCCACACAGGUGUUGGUGAGCAGAUGUUUUGGUAUUGCUUUUUUUUUUUUUUUUAAACACAGGGAAUCAAAUAUGGUACGUCUUAAUUGGAGCAAAUAUAUGCACCCCACCUGUCUUCUGUGGGCAAGAUUGUCUUUCCCAGUUGUAACCACUAUCCCAGCUCUAGCUGGAAAAGAUUCAGUGUCUCACCGCAACACUGGUGGCUUCUAGUGAGAAAAGAUUUGUCACAGCAGAAUGGAUGGCCAAACGUUGUACUUCUAUUCCUUUGUCAGAAUGGAGUCUUAAAUCGGGCAGUACUUCCCCAUCUCAUUGAGAUGUUUGAUAGUUGCUAUAUUUUGGGUGUUUGUGGGUUUUUUGGUGCGAGAUUCAUGGAGAUGGCUUCACAGGAAACGUUAAAAACUUUUGGUAACACCUGUUGAUUUGUUGAACCUCUACUGAUGUCAAAUAGUGUGGGGAGUAGAGGAGAAAAUUUUCUUUUGUACCUUACUUUAGCUUUUUUCUUGUAGCCUAUGUAUCAAACAAGUAUUGAAGUAUCCCUAUUUGAGAAUACGUAUUUUGUUAACAAAUUGUACAUAGUGAAAUAUGUAUUUUUGCACAGGCAUUUUUCGUACACAGAUUUUUGGUACAAUUUAAAAGUCAUUAUUUAUUUAGUAAACAAGAUGACAAGUCAAAGAACUUGAUUAUUUGAAGUGGUUCACUGCCAAGUCUAUAUAAUGCAAUACGCCUAUAUGUAGAAGCUGAAGCAUCUCAUGAAUCGUGUACUGGGAUCCUUUAAGGAAAAUAGGUGAAGUGUUGCCACUGUAGCAUGUGUCUGUAUGACAGAGGAAACCUUUAUUCACUUUUCAAGGUCUCAAUCACAUGUGCUUUUACAAUACAUUUUACGUUGCCUAUGAAUCAACAAAA